AUGGCUGCAAAAGAUCUUGUUAACCAAGGCCUUAGACGCACAAUCGGAACAGGGGAACAUACACUUGUUUGGGAGGACUUGUGGCUACCGGACGAGACAGCCAGACCUCCUACGAUAUCCCAAUACUCUGAUUCAACCCUUAGAGACCUUAUCGAUCCUGUGAAAAAGGAAUGGGAUACCAAUAAACACGGGAACCUACUGUACCCUAACGACAUUCCAUUGGUUCACAGUUUACAUCUCAACAGAAAUCCCAAACCAGACGGGUACUGCUGGAAUCAAUCCAUAUCUGCGAAAUAUUCGGUCAAGUCAGACUAUAUGCUUGCAAGGUCCAAACCAGAUAGUGAGAUUUAA
This is a messenger RNA of Brassica napus (rape), 351 nucleotides long. RefSeq lists its product as uncharacterized. The transcript has a single exon. NCBI's taxonomy places the organism in Eukaryota, Viridiplantae, Streptophyta, Magnoliopsida, Brassicales, Brassicaceae. Bases 1 to 351 code for a protein of 116 amino acids. The record is from RefSeq and is a predicted model, not a curated record.